Molecule: messenger RNA, 1575 nt
Organism: Humulus lupulus (European hop)
Lineage: Eukaryota; Viridiplantae; Streptophyta; Magnoliopsida; Rosales; Cannabaceae
Product: protein PLANT CADMIUM RESISTANCE 6-like
Exons: 4
Coding region: 55-1188 (377 amino acids)
Source: RefSeq, a predicted model, not a curated record
CCAAUAUAGGCCUCUCUCUCUCUCUCUCUCUUCCAAGAAUAGAAAGCAGAUAUAAUGGAGGAUCCUUUUCACAAGGAAGCUGAGCAAAGUCAUCUUCAGAGUGAAUUAGACCACAAUGCAUCAAGCUAUGAUCAACACCAACAACAGACACCACCAAACACAACUGCAAAUAAUGGUCCACCUGACCAACUUCCGGCUCAGCCAUCGGAACCUCAGCGUUCAGUGCCGGAACAACCAAUUCAAUACCAAUUUCAAGCUAACUACCAAACUCAACCUCAACCUCAACAAAACCCACAAGCCAAUUUCAUGUCGCAAAAUGGGCCGAAUCAAAGCCCACAACCUCAGUAUUAUCAACCUCAGAUGGUUCAGGUCCCUCCAGCCCAAUAUCAGCACCAGGUGCACCAAUAUCAGCAACAACCCAAUCCAAUGUACCAAAACCAAUAUCAGCAACAACCCAAUCCAGUGUACCAAAAUGGGGCCCAUCAGCCCAUAACUUACACUCAAAGCCCACAAACAGUCUACCCACCUCCGGUCCAAAAUAAUAUGGGCCCACCACCCGGGGUGUCUCAACAGCCACUAGCAGCUGCUAGCCAAACUGCCCCGUCGCCGGUGAAAUUCCACCAAGAGAACGGUGGAGCGGCGGCUUUCGGAGGAGGGAUGCCGGGAAAUUACCCAAAUGGAGCGGCUGCUCAACAAAAUGGGGCGGCGGCGCAAGGGUUUCCGAUGCAUAAUCAGUUCCAAACUCCGCAGCCCUCAUAUGGGCAGCAAGGGGGUUGGAGUACUGGGUUGUUCGACUGCAUGGAUGACCCAAUGAACGCUGCCAUUACUGCUAUUUGUCCAUGUGUUACGUUCGGCCAAGUCGCGGAGAUUGUAGACAACGGCACAACUUCUUGUUCGACCAGUGGACUGAUGUAUGGAUUGGUGGCAUUCUUUAUCGGAAUCCCAUGCAUAAUGUCGUGCACCUAUCGUACAAAGCUGAGGAACAAAUUUGGGUUGCUGGAGACGCCUGCACCCGAUUGGGUUACCCAUUUUCUUUGUGAUUGUUGUGCCAUAUGCCAAGAAUAUAGGGAGCUUCAAAUUAGAGGCUUUGACCCUUCUAUAGGAUGGCAAGGCAAUCUUGCAAAAAUGCAGGGGAACCAGCAUCAGCAACAGAUGAUGCCGCCAAUGAAUCAACGAAUGAUGUCUUAAUUAAGAUGAUUUAAUUUAUCAAAAAUUUAAAAUAAAUAUUUGUGUAUGUGUGUUUAUCUUCCUUGCCAUUUUCCAUUCACCAAUAUUGUAAUUGUUGUCUGUUUUUUUUUUAAAGAAUUUGCUUUAAAAGUUCCUUUAUAUCAUUUGAUUUUCUUUUUAAUUUUUAAGGGUAACAUUUAUUUAUUGGAAUUGGGGUAUACAUUCGUCAUGAAAAAAAUGCAAACAAUAAUUAUAUAUGCAAAGCAAUGCAACAGGCAAAUCCAAUUCUACUAUCUUAACUCAUACAUAAAAGAGUUUAUAUCGUUUUGGAUCUUUGAUUUGUCUCAUUACCUGUUUGGACUCCGUGUUUUAACAAAUUAUGUUUUAGACUAUGUGUUUUGUAAAAUA